AUGGGCAAUUCCACAUUCAUCUCCCUGUUCGCAGCCCACCAGUCGACCACCGACGUGGAUGCGCAGAUCAAGUUCUACGAGGACUUUGGAUUCGUCGUCGACAGGGGCUACGAGGCAUUGGAAGAUGUACCUGACAAGUUCUAUACCGCUCGGGGACUGUCCAAGUCGAAUCUGGUCAAGUCGGUCUGCAUGCGACUCCCGGCGGAUCCAUUCAUGCAUUUGAUCAUGUACGAAUGGGACAACCUGUCGCGGGGGCCUGCGUGGCCCGCUCCCUUCCACCAGAUCGGCACUCGAGGCUUUUCGAUGCUGGUGGAGGACGUGGGCGCCGAAGUCAGCCGGAUUAAGCAGGAGUUUCCUGAGAUCAAAUUCUUGUACGAGUCCAUGACUGUGAAGCGCCGUUGGGGCAAGACAUCUACAGCGCUCUUCGUGGAUACGGAAGGGAUCCCGGUGGAGCUGGUGGCCAUCGAGAAGGGCUCGCAGUACGACGUGGCCAAAGUGCAGGUCCCGGACUUUGACGACAUGCAGUGGCUGCACUUUAUGUUGAACUGCACCAACUACGACAAAUCCAUGGAGUUCUACCAGUCCUUCGGCAUGUACCACGACUCGGCCGUCGACUUCAGACCGGGCGUCGGUUUCCACCCCUUUGGGAAGGCGUACUACGCCAAACAGUGGAUGGACGCCUUCAAUUUCAAACAGGACGACCUGACCGGCGUCGGCUUCUUGCGUUCGGACCGCGAUCCGAGCGGGAUGCACCUGGAGCUCAUGAAGUACAACCUAGCUAUGGAGGAGCCCUCGAGCAUCCCUGAUUUUGACUCGCUCCCCGCCGUGGACCAGAUGCCCCGGGGCUGUGCGUGGGGGGUGUUUGACCGAGGCGACCAGAAAGACCACUUUGGGUGUUUGAAUCUACUGACACCGGCCGUCGUGAGCGCGGCCGGCAGGGAGGUCCGGGACGGGGUGUCGAUUUCACUCAACUGGCCACUGGAUGCGAUCCGUAUCCCUCCAUUCGGUCGGAAGGCCCUAGGACAUACGGUCCACGCAUUCAAGGACACACCAUACGAUACGUGGUCGUUUGAAGACGAAGUCGAGUUCAACACGCAAAGCUCCAGCCAGUGGGACAGUCUCAAUGAACUCGCCCCUGGUGGUGCGCUUCCCACGCUGGAGCAUUGGCACGGUCGAGGAGGGGUGGUCGGUCGAGGAGUGCUUCUCGAUUAUAGAGCAUGGGCGGCGCGAAAGGGGAUACAAUACAGUUGUUUUGAGUCUCACACGAUCGGCAUUGAGGAUCUCGAAGCCAUUGCCGCCGAUCAGAAGACGCAGCUCAAGCACGGAGACAUCCUGAUUGUCCGGUCCGGAUACACUGAAGACCUCAUGGCCGCGGACUCGGACCGGCAGCAAGCAUGGUUGAAUGGCGGCCGGGCGGUCGGGGUGGAAGGCACCGUCAAGGCGGCCAAAUGGUUCUGGAACCACCACUUUGCCGCUGUGGCAGGCGACAUGCUCGCUUUCGAGGUGACGCCGCCACGACUCGAGGCGGAGGACGGCCGCGAGGGCGCUGUGCGUGAUCUGGUCUUGCAUCAGUAUUUCCUCAGCCUGUUCGGCCUCCACAUUGGCGAACUCUGGGACCUCAAGGCGCUGGCCGAUACGAGUUUCUCCUAA
This is a messenger RNA of Rhinocladiella mackenziei CBS 650.93, 1650 nucleotides long. RefSeq lists its product as uncharacterized. The transcript is spliced from 5 exons. Bases 1 to 1650 code for a protein of 549 amino acids. NCBI's taxonomy places the organism in Eukaryota, Fungi, Ascomycota, Eurotiomycetes, Chaetothyriales, Herpotrichiellaceae. The record is from RefSeq and is a predicted model, not a curated record. Gene Ontology annotation, molecular function: arylformamidase activity.